AUGUCUGAGAGGACGGGUCGAGAUUGUACAUAUCUUUUCUGUGAGUAUGUUAUAGAGCUUUACCGUGACAUAUACCUGCGACAUCCGACUAAAAGUGAUGUCGAACAGUUGUAUGUCGCGCAUGAAGCUAAACAUGGUUUUCCAGGGAUGCUUGGUAGUAUUGAUUGUACACAUUGGGAGUGGGCAAAUUGUCCCAAUGCGUGGCGUGGUCAGUUCACACGAGGAGAUCAUGGGGUCCCGACUGUUAUACUGGAGGCGGCUGUUUCAAACGAUCUAUGGGAAGCACCAGAUAUGUCAUACGUUGUGAAUGGAAAUGAAUACAAGUAUGGAUAUUACCUAGGUGAUGGGAUAUACCCAAAGUAUGCUACAUUUGUUAAGUCUUUUUCGUUUCCAGCCGAUGAGAAACGAAAAUUGUUCAAGUUAGCACAGGAAUCUGCACGGAAGGACGUUGAAAGAGCAUUUGGCGUCCUAAAACAAAGAUGGCACAUAAUCAAGCAACCAGCACGAACAUGGGAUAGGGCAAAACUAACGACAGUGUUGACUGUCUGUGUGAUUUUACAUAACAUGAUAAUAGAAGAAGAGGGCAGAGCUAUUUGUUCAUAUAUCGACAACGAUGCACUUAACCCACCUGCAACAACACCAAGGGGAAAUGACGAUGAAGACAAAGAGGAUGAGGGCGAUGAUUACGACGAGAAUGCAGACGGUGACGACGAGGCGGAUGAGGAUGAGGAUGAUGAUGAUGACAACGAGUAG
Molecule: messenger RNA, 753 nt
Organism: Lactuca sativa (garden lettuce)
Lineage: Eukaryota; Viridiplantae; Streptophyta; Magnoliopsida; Asterales; Asteraceae
Source: RefSeq, a predicted model, not a curated record